AUGCUAAAUCGAGCCUCCCAAUUGCCCUGUCACCUCCAUAACAGCGUACAGAAACCGGAAUCAGUUCCCAAUCCCAAGAGGCGGAGUGCACUUGUAUGCCGUAACAGCUACAGUGAACUGCUCAUUGAAAAAUUGAACGAGCUGUUUGAUUUUCAUCACCUCCUUGAUAAUCAUGUCCAGCAAGAUGUACCGAAGCGUCCGGACGCUGCGCGGGAUUACUUGCAUUCAGCGCAGCCGAAGACCGAUCUUGAGUCGAGCUCAAUAUUGUUCGCUCCGCUAGAUGUGUUUGAAAGCGGUACCUCUGAAAGCGAUCGCAUAGACCACAAAAAUGCUCCUCAAUGCAGCUUUAGCUUUAACGUACAGACUUUGGGCUCCUACGAGCCUUUAUAUCCUAAUUGCGACCAUCAUCUGUUUUUGCACGAUCUUAUUUACGGUGACAUUUAUGAUGACGAUGAUGAGUGGUAG
This is a messenger RNA of Lachancea meyersii CBS 8951, 465 nucleotides long. NCBI's taxonomy places the organism in Eukaryota, Fungi, Ascomycota, Saccharomycetes, Saccharomycetales, Saccharomycetaceae. The record is from the annotation of a GenBank genome assembly.